Molecule: messenger RNA, 1605 nt
Organism: Phytomonas sp. EM1
Lineage: Eukaryota; Euglenozoa; Kinetoplastea; Trypanosomatida; Trypanosomatidae
Source: the annotation of a GenBank genome assembly
GUGGAUUUCUUUUUUUCACGAAGAGGAAUAUAGUAAAAAUCAUAACCUAAGUAAGUUUACAGUUCAGCCUACACCUACCACAGAUUAAAAAUGGGGGUUACGGUAACCGUACCACAAAGUAAGCUUGGAGAAAGCGUAUCUAACCUCGAAAAAGAGCCGUCCCCCACAAUAAUAUCUGCUCUGGAGCCGCUUGCCGAUGAUUGUGGCAAUGCCAAUCCAAUUUUCCAUGAGAAAAGACGAAGAGAUAUUGAUUAUCAGAGUCAAAAAGGGGCUUGCACGGAAUCUCUCGGUUCCCGUCGUGGCAUCGUCAACUUCCUAGAGAUUACACAAAGUUUUGUUAAUAAUGACAUGCAGACGGAUGAAAAUCAAGUAUGUUCCUUGAGCAGGGCGCAUAGUGGCAUCGACACUAUCGGAAACUCGAUACCGAAACGAGGGAGUGAAGAAGAUUUGGAUAAGGUCGCAGGAACAAAAUCGAUCAACAGCAUUCUUCUAAAAUCUAUUCACUCGAGCGGAAGUAUGGGUAGCAGAGAAGGAUUUCAGAGGGUUCCAUGGGCAAAUAUGUAUCAUGGUAGUCAAGAUGAUAUUGGGCGUCGGGUGCGAAGUUCCUCUACAGAUUCGUGCGCGAUGGAUAGAGAUGAUAUGUUUAGCCGCGUUCAGAUGCUUGUAUCACGAAUGCGGAUUCACCGCAUCGAAUCUGAAACCAUCAAUUUGUGCGCGAACGCUGGCGGAAGAGACUAGGGAAGCGCGUCAAUGUUCCCGUCGAACAGUAUCGCUGCCAGACAAUGUGAAGCGAUGCCCCCUGUUGUGCUAAUUUGUCAAUACACAUACUAUGGAUGCGAGCAAGUGAAGGGAUGUAGUGUUUUUUUCCCUUUUUUCAACUCAUUUCUUUUUAGAUCUAAUUCGCAUACCUAUCAUUUUUCUCGUUUGUUUAAUGCUGAUGAUAACAUAAGAGGGGGGGGGGGGGGUUCUGUUAUAUGCAACUAUUUGUUCCUAUCCCUUCGAAUAAAUCACUGUCAUUUCUUUGGGAUCGUCAUCGAAUCUGACAUCAUGUGAUCAUUUAAUAUGCAGCUCCAGUGCCCCAUAGUUGGAAAAGGAAUACAAAAGCCUAAUGCGAGUUCAAGACUACCGUUUGGGACUUCAUUCUCACCUCGAUUGGCUUGAUUCACUCUAAGUAGCGACGCGGGGACAUCACCCCUUACUUAGGCAAGGCCCCAAUGAAUUCGCAUCUAGUCGUUCGGAGCAUUAUGCUUACUCUAUAAGAAUCCUCUGAGUUUUAAAAGUAAUACAGAAGAGAAAGUUUUUCUGAAGACUCUUUUGAUAGAGAUAUUUUAGAAUUUGACUUUCCAGCGAGAAAUACUUCAUCGUAUUGCAAAACGCAUGCAUUUUUUAUAAGGCAGCAUAUAAUAGCUUUCUAUUUGCUCUUCGAUAUAGUUUAAUGGAUAAAACGCUAUGCAAUUACAUAUACAUUGUGUUAUAGAAAUUAUUUGCUGUAAAUUAGCUUAUACAUAUCAUCCUAUACAAUCUAAGACUGAUACAAAACAACAAUAACAUUAACUCAUUCAUAUUUUUUGUUGUAAAACUCAGUGGACUCAGUUAUUGCUAUUA